UAACUAUUUAAGAGCUGUGCUUUCUCUUGAAAUGUUGUGACUUCAGGCUAGUAGAGAGAACAAAGAAGAGAGAAUCACUCUGCUGCAGAAAUCAGCAUCAUCUCCACAAUGAAGACUCUGCCACUGAUUGCAUUUGUUUGUGUGGUGUUGACUCUGACUGGAGUUGAUGCAUGGCACUGCAUUAUCAAGACGUACAGAUACUGUCCUGGUUGGUCUCGGUAUAAAGGACGCUAUUUCAUGUACAUUUCUACACCCAUGACUUGGGCUACAGCUGAGAGAAAAUGUCAGUCCCUGGGUGGAAACCUUGCAUCGGUCCGUAACAUCUAUGAAUACCGUGAGAUCCAGAAGGUGAUAUGGAGACGCACUCAUGCGUAUCCAAAAGCAUGGAUUGGAGGCAGUGAUUGUCAACAGGAUGGUGUCUGGCUGUGGAACGAUGGCGCAACUUUCCGCUAUUCGAACUGGUGUCGUGGAGAGCCGAAUAAUCACAGGGGUCCACAGAGCUGCAUACAAAUGAAUUUUGGAGCUUCCAAGUGCUGGGAUGAUGUGCAGUGUCAUAUACGCCUUCCAUUUGUUUGUGCCAGGAAAAGUCGAUGAAUCCUAAAACAGAAGAAUCUGUCACAAACAUUGAUGUUUGUGUUUUCUUGCUCUUAUUUCUUAAGCUAAUCACUCUUGAGCCUCUUUAUAUUUCUUCUAUCGCUGUAACGCAACUAAAGGAAUCAAAUCAACAGAAGCUGGAUCGUCUCAGAGGUUUUGUGCCUUUUAAUAAGAACAGACUGAAUGUGUUAUGAAAAGAACGCUGUUAGCAAAACUUCCUUCUGCACAAUCAACUCAUAUUUACAGAUUUUUGCAAAAUUAAAAGCCUGAAGCAUUGAAA
Messenger RNA from Mugil cephalus (flathead mullet), 874 nucleotides. Its product is annotated as ladderlectin-like. NCBI's taxonomy places the organism in Eukaryota, Metazoa, Chordata, Actinopteri, Mugiliformes, Mugilidae. Gene Ontology annotation, molecular function: signaling receptor activity. The coding region runs from base 109 to 594 and encodes 161 amino acids. The record is from RefSeq and is a predicted model, not a curated record. The transcript has 6 exons.